UCUCGCUUUGGCCUUGGAGCGGCCUCAGCGAACCCGCCUCUUCGGGCUGUAGAGACAGACCGAUUCAAUCGAGUGUGGUCUCACUGAGGAUCCUAUCUGAAAGCGUUCCGGAUGGAUAUCAAAACUGAAGGCGGAGCCGACCGGUGGGGUAACAUCAGACCUCGCCUUCUCGGCUACAGGGCUUGAGACCUGAAGCUGGAGAACGCGAUGGUGCAGCAGAGACUGGCUCUUUUUUCGUCUUGGGCCAGUGGCCGCCGCUGAAUGAAGUGGUGAUGGGAGGAGCAGGCAAAGCCAAACGCAGAAGGGGCGGAGCCAUGACUCCAAGGUUCUGGGCCUAUUCUCUGCCCUCUGGUCGCGCUUAGCGACUUUGAAAAAUGGGGAGAAACUAUCCAGGCUUUUACUGUCUCGUGUGUAGUAGGUGCCCAGUAAUUUGUUGAAUGAAUUGAAUGGGCGAAGCUAGAAUUUUUCUUCCUUCAUCAAGCAAAAUUGCCCAAACCCUCAUUCCUGGUUAGUUGUCAAGUACAGGACUGUCCAGCCCCUUCCACUCCCAGACGAUUUGGAAAAGGUUUGCAUCUUUAGGGGAGAGGCGUAGAGGGCGCUGAAAAGGACUAUCUUCCCAGCUGGGUCCCUUUCUUUUCCCCAGGAGGUCUAGAGUCCUGAGAACAAUGAGUGCUCAGCCCAGCCCACCAGGAGUACCGCUUCUGGGCUGACCUGGGGAUUAAGCUGUGGGGUUUGGGGCUGGGCCCGCCCUGGGGCAGUGAUGCCCCAGAACUCCAGGCUCAGACUCUGGGCCACCCUCUCACCGCGUCCACAGUUCCUGGUUCCAGGGUCCGCUCCGGGGAACCUCCAGAGUAGUGCUUUCCCCAUCAUCCAUUGGUGGGGAGAGUAUGAAGGACGCUGAGGGCUACUGCUGUCGCCGAGAGCUGCACCCCAACAGGGCUGCGCUCUCCCUUCGUGCAACCGCUUCACCUGCCUCUGCAUAACGAAAACUGCUUCCCAUCCAUUUUUUCAUCAGGGUCGGGCACUUCUGCAAGCUGAGCUGGGCCCAGCCUCUUCCCUGCCUUUCCUCGGCCCCAGCUCCAGGCGAGCAGCGGCCUGUCUGAAGAGCAUGCUGCCCCCUCACUCCCCGCCUGGCCUUGCCAUCCCUGCCCCCCCAGCCUGACCCCCGGCCCCAGCAUGGCCCAAGGUGCCAUGCGCUUCUGCUCCGAGGGCGACUGUGCCAUCUCCCCACCACGAUGCCCGCGCCGCUGGCUCCCCGAAGGCCCAGUGCCACAAAGCCCCCCAGCCAGCAUGUAUGGCAGUACAGGCUCCCUGCUACGGCGGGUGGCAGGGCCAGGUCCCCGAGGCCGGGAACUGGGACGUGUGACAGCACCCUGUACACCCCUGCGUGGUCCCCCCUCACCCCGUGUUCCUCCUUCACCCUGGUCACCCUCUUCACCCACUGGGCAGCCCCCACCAGGGGCCCGGAGCUCUGUGGUCAUAUUCCGCUUUGUGGAGAAGGCCAGUGUGAGGCCAUUAAAUGGGCUACCUGCUCCCGGAGGCUUGAGUCGGAGCUGGGACCUGGGUGGGGUCUCUCCUCCCAGGCCCACUCCAGCCCUUGGGCCUGGCUCCAACCGGAAGUUGCGGCUAGAGGCAUCCACAUCAGACCCACUCCCAGCCAGAGGAGGCUCAGCUCUGCCUGGUAGCCAGGGCCUUAUACAUGGGCCACCAGCCCAACCUCAGGUUGGGGCAGAUGGCCUUUACUCCUCUCUCCCCAAUGGGCUGGGGGGACCUUCUGAGCACCUGGCCAAGCUAUUCCCAGGACCUGCUGACACUGGACUCCUGAACCAGGGGGACACCUGGUCCUCCCCCCGGGAAGUUUCCUCUCAUGCCCAGAAAAUUGCUCGAGCCAAAUGGGAAUUCUUCUAUGGCUCCCUGGACCCCCCAAGCUCAGGUGCUAAGCCCCUGGAGCAGGCCCCCCCAUCUCCACCUGGGGUGGGCUCAGGGCAGGGCUCUGGGGUGGCUGUGGGGCGAGCAGCCAAGUACUCCGAGACGGACCUGGACACGGUGCCCCUGAGGUGCUACCGCGAGACCGACAUCGAUGAGGUGCUGGCUGAGCGGGAAGAGGCUGACUCGGCCAUCGAGAGUCAGCCCAGCUCUGAGGGCCCACCUGGCACUGCCCGCCCACCUGCUCCACGUGCCAGCCCAUGUCUUGGCCCUUGUCCCAGCCUGGGCAGUGGCGAUGAGGACGAGGAUGAGGCAGGUGGGGAAGAGGAUGUGGACGAUGAGGUGUUUGAGGCCUCGGAGGGGACCCGGCCAGGCACCCGGAUGCCUCACCCUGGGCCUCUCAAGUCGCCCCUGCCCUUUCUGCCUGGGACCAGCCCCUCGGCUGACGGGCCUGACUCUUUCAGUUGUGUGUUUGAAGCCAUCUUGGAGUCACACCGGGCCAAGGGCACCUCCUACACCAGCCUCGCCUCCCUGGAGGCCCUGGCCUCACCUGGCCCAACCCAGAGCCCCUUCUUCACCUUUGAGCUGCCUCCCCAACCCCCUGCUCCCCGGCCUGACCCACCUGCUCCCGCCCCACUUGCACCUCUUGAGCCAGAUUCUGGUACCAGCUCUGCUGCUGAUGGGCCUUGGACACAGAGAGGGGAGGAAGAAGAGGCAGAGGCUGGAGCCAAGCAGGCCCCAGGGAAGGAGCCCCCUAGUCCCUGCCACUCGGAGGACAGCUUUGGGCUGGGGGCGGCACCUCUGGGCAGUGAACCACCGUUGAGCCAGCUGGUGUCUGACUCGGACUCAGAGCUGGACAGCACAGAGCGGCUGGCCCUGGGAAGCACAGACACCUUGUCCAAUGGGCAGAAAGCCGACCUGGAGGCUGCACAGCGCCUAGCUAAGAGGCUAUACCGACUAGACGGCUUCAGGAAGGCUGAUGUGGCCCGGCACCUGGGCAAGAACAAUGACUUCAGCAAACUUGUGGCUGGCGAGUACCUCAAGUUCUUUGUCUUCACGGGCAUGACUCUGGACCAAGCUCUCAGGGUGUUUCUGAAGGAGCUGGCCUUAAUGGGUGAGACCCAGGAACGGGAGCGCGUGCUGGCCCACUUCUCCCAGAGAUACUUCCAGUGCAAUCCAGGAGCCCUGUCCUCAGAGGACGGUGCGCACACGCUGACCUGCGCCCUCAUGCUACUCAACACUGAUCUCCACGGCCAUAACAUUGGGAAGCGCAUGACCUGUGGAGACUUCAUCGGGAACCUGGAGGGCCUCAAUGAAGGCGGAGACUUCCCCAGGGAGCUGCUCAAGGCCUUGUACAGCUCCAUCAAGAAUGAAAAGCUGCAGUGGGCCAUAGACGAGGAGGAGCUGAGACGCUCUCUGUCUGAGUUGGCCGACCCCAACCCCAAGGUCAUCAAGCGGGUCAGCGGGGGCAGUGGCAGCGGCUCCAGCCCUUUCCUGGACCUGACUCCUGAACCCGGGGCUGCAGUCUACAAGCACGGGGCCCUGGUGCGAAAGGUGCACGCAGACCCUGACUGCAGGAAGACACCUCGGGGCAAGCGGGGCUGGAAGAGCUUCCACGGGAUCCUCAAGGGCAUGAUCCUCUACCUGCAGAAGGAGGAGUACCAGCCUGGGAAGGCCCUAUCAGAGGCAGAGCUAAAGAAUGCCAUCAGCAUCCACCACGCGCUGGCCACACGUGCCAGCGACUACAGCAAGAGGCCCCAUGUCUUCUACCUGCGCACAGCUGAUUGGCGGGUCUUCCUCUUUCAGGCCCCGAGCCUGGAGCAGAUGCAGUCCUGGAUCACUCGCAUCAAUGUGGUGGCUGCCAUGUUCUCUGCACCCCCCUUCCCAGCUGCUGUUAGCUCCCAGAGGAAGUUCAGCCGCCCUCUGCUGCCCAGCGCUGCCACCCGCCUCUCCCAGGAGGAGCAGGUGCGGACCCAUGAGGCCAAGCUGAAGGCCAUGGCAAGUGAGUUGCGAGAGCACCGGGCUGCGCAACUGGGCAGGAAGGCCCGAGGCAAGGAGGCUGAGGAGCAGCGGCAGAAGGAGGCCUACCUGGAGUUUGAGAAAUCCCGCUAUGGCACAUACGCAGCGCUGCUUCGGGUCAAGCUGAAGGCGGGCAGUGAAGAGCUGGAUGCAGUAGAGGCAGCACUGGCCCAGGCCGGGAGCACAGAGGAUGGACUCCCUCCACCUCACUCCAGUCCCUCCCUGCAGCCCAACCCUGCCAGCCAGCCCCGGGCUCAGUGUCAUGGCUCAGAGCCUCGUGGAGGGGCGAUCAGUGGGCGGUGGAAGCUCUGAGUUGAGGGUAGGAGUGUGGGGGUUUGGCGCCCACUGGGCACCUGCAUGACAUAGCCUUGCCUGAGCCCGGGCCGGCCUCGGGCCGCCCACGAGGGGCCCCCGGCCCAGGGCCCGACCGCGCCGGACGCGGUGUCCGGGGCAGCGCAGGGCUAGGGCGUGGGCCUCAGGAGCCUAGGCCAGGGGCCCCUCUGAGACCCCCAUUUUGUGAUAAUGUUUUGCACUUUUUCGUACGGGGGCUGGGGUGGGAGGGGCCAGGGCCCCUUGGACUUU
Molecule: messenger RNA, 4527 nt
Organism: Felis catus (domestic cat)
Lineage: Eukaryota; Metazoa; Chordata; Mammalia; Carnivora; Felidae
Gene: PSD
Product: pleckstrin and Sec7 domain containing
Exons: 18
Coding region: 1177-4257 (1026 amino acids)
Biological process (GO): regulation of ARF protein signal transduction
Molecular function (GO): protein binding; phospholipid binding; guanyl-nucleotide exchange factor activity
Source: RefSeq, a predicted model, not a curated record